Seriola dumerili (greater amberjack) is the source of this 1809-nucleotide messenger RNA. It is a transcript of the gene syt5a, whose product is annotated as synaptotagmin-1-like. The transcript has 10 exons. Gene Ontology annotation, molecular function: calcium ion binding; clathrin binding; calcium-dependent phospholipid binding. The record is from RefSeq and is a predicted model, not a curated record. NCBI's taxonomy places the organism in Eukaryota, Metazoa, Chordata, Actinopteri, Carangiformes, Carangidae. Gene Ontology annotation, biological process: calcium ion-regulated exocytosis of neurotransmitter; synaptic vesicle endocytosis; cellular response to calcium ion. Gene Ontology annotation, cellular component: axon; dense core granule; synaptic vesicle membrane.
UCAGUAGUGGUGAAUUUGUCUACAGAACAUUUGGAUGCAAAAAUAAUAAAGACCAAAGACAGAAGAGGGACUGACACUAAACCGGAGCAGCGAUGCGAUUGGUCAGCGUGGCGGGGGCGCGGCUCCGCAGGGCUGCCGAGGAGGAGGAGAAGGAGCCGCCACCGCCCCCACCCCCCUCGCACCACUCCAACCACCAGUUUGCUAGCAUGAAGAACAAGUUCUUCAAUGAGCUCACGCACCUGCCAAAUCAUAAACUCAAGAUGCCCAUGUGGGCCGUGGGAGCCAUCGUGGUCGUGGUCCUGGCCCUCGUCGCCUGCCUAGGAUUCUGCAUCUACAGGAAGUGCUUCAACAAGGGAAAGAAGCCCAAGAAGGUCCGCGAGCGGAAGGGAGGACGAGGGCGCAGAAAGAAGGACAAGGAUGGAGAGGAUGGAGAUGACAAGAAGGACGGAGAGAAUGGGGAGAAAGAGGAAGAGAAGGAGUUCUAUGGCAAACUGGAGUACUCACUGGACUACAACUUUAUUAAUUUGUAGCUGAUAGUGGGCAUCCUUCAGGCUCAGGACCUCCCAGCUAUGGACAUGGGCGGGACCUCAGACCCUUACGUCAAAGUCUACAUGCUGCCAGACAAGAAGAAGAAGUUUGAGACCAAAGUUCAGCGCAAGAACCUCUCUCCAGUCUUCAACGAGACCUUCACUUUCAAGAUUCCCUAUAGUGAGCUUGGUGGUCAGACUCUGGUGCUGCAGGUUUUCGACUUUGACCGUUUUGGUAAACAUGACGUCAUCGGCGAGAUCAAGAUCGCCAUGAACAGCAUAGACCUCGGACAGCCGAUACAGGAAUGGAAAGAUCUGGUUGGAGGAGAGAAAGAGGAGCAAGAGAAGCUGGGUGAUAUCUGCAUUUCCCUUCGUUACGUCCCCACGGCCGGUAAGCUAACAGUGAACAUCAUGGAGGCCAAGAACCUGAAGAAGAUGGACGUCGGAGGACUGUCAGAUCCCUUUGUUAAAGUCGUGCUGCAGCACAACGGGAAGCGACUGAAGAAGAAGAAGACGUCAGUCAAGCAAAACACUCUGAAUCCUUACUUCAAUGAGAGCUUCAGCUUCGAGAUCCCUUUCUCUCAGAUCCAGAAAAUCCAGGUGCUGAUCACUGUGUACGACUACGACAAGCUAGGCAGCAACGACCCCAUCGGCAAGUGCUGGAUCGGCUACGGCGCCUCAGGUGUUGGGCUGCGCCACUGGUCAGACAUGCUGGCCAAUCCCAGGCGUCCUGUGGCCCAGUGGCACACGCUGCUGCCUGAGGAGGAGGUGGAUGCUGCUCUGAAGGCCCCUAUUCGUUAAACACACUCUCACAGACACACAUGUAUACAGCAUCAUCUGCACAGUUGGGGGUUUUCUUUCUUUUGAAACCAAACAAUCGUAGGUUUUAUAGAAUGACCUGUAACUUGAAUAGUAUGUUUAACGCCAGCAUUCAUUUUGUAAUGUUAUAUUUUGGGAUCUCUUUGUAUAACUACAUGUGUGCUUUAUAUUGUAUUGAAUACACCCUAUAGAAAUACAUACAAAUAAGUAAUGUGCACUUUCAACACACUCACAUUCAUACAAACACAAGACAGCUGAAUGCAUAUGUUUGUGCACUGGCUCAUGUAUACUCGAACUGCACUCGACUCACAAUUAAAGGGGUACUCCAGCAAUUUCCUAAAGUUGACAGACUAACGAGAGUCAAAUGAAAAAAAAAAAAAAGAAUUGUUUAAAUCAGUGCAGCAGACAUAUAGUCCCAAAAAUCCUGGCUCCUGCACUUCCCAUAAUGCAGCUUGAUAGUCUU